This is a messenger RNA of Solenopsis invicta (red fire ant), 2944 nucleotides long. RefSeq lists its product as uncharacterized. Lineage: Eukaryota; Metazoa; Arthropoda; Insecta; Hymenoptera; Formicidae. The transcript is spliced from 4 exons. The coding region runs from base 668 to 2152 and encodes 494 amino acids. The record is from RefSeq and is a predicted model, not a curated record.
CUUCAACAUGCGCCAAAUUAAAAUUUAUACGCGUAAAGUUGUUAAAAUCUUUUUGUUGGAGACGUUCCAUAUACAGAAAAAGUAUAUGGUAGUAGUAAAAGAAAAAGAAGUUAACCUCAAGUGACAGAUUCACAAGCCGAAAAAGGGGGCGCGAGAAGCGGGAGAGACGGACGGAAAAUUAAUUCGAACAUUAGGCAGGAAAAUUAAGGAGCCGUGCGACAAAGGAUUCUCGGCGGGAUGACUCUCGUACUACACGACGUUAUUCAUCCCGUGUACAUCCGCGGCGUCAUUAACGCUCUUCCGCGAAUAUAGCGGUGCACACCAAGUGUGUCGUCUGUGUAUAUUGUAUAUAUUGCCAAGCGGCGAAAUUAAGAUUAACGAGGAAAGUAUUUCUGCGCCGCGAAGGAGUUCCCUACUCUCCUAACGACGGAAAUGACGAACUUUUCGCAGGAUAAUGAGAUCGCGCGAGGUGGCCGCUCGAUCGACGAUCGGAUCUUCCGUUCGAUCGAAAUAAUAUCCGGAAGGAUAACUCAUCGUCGAACGACACCUGGAUUCGCAUAAUUCGAUACAAUCAGAAACAGAGAUACUCGAGAUUUAUGGCAGCGACGUCUGAUUUCGUAUCCAUUUUGCAAGAGCGGCUCAUCGAGAAGAAAAGAAGAGGGAGGUUAUGGUGAUGCAAUUUAAAAGAAUGAUAUUCGGCGGCGAAAUGACGACGACUACGGGCGACCCGUCGACCCUGAAGACACCGGCUUCCCUGUCGGGAGGUGAUCUCGUUUCUCGGCUGCUGGCGGCUACUCCUCCGUAUCUGUACAACGUGCCACUGACGCCUCACAGCUUCUUCUUCAGCGAGAUGUUACGCUCCUUCGUGCAGGCCAAGACGGAGGCAUCGUCGGCUGGCGGCGGCGGCGGCGGCGGCGGCGGUGGUAGCGGCGGCGGCGGCAAUAGCGUUGCGACUAACGCGCCGCGACGCCGUAAGCGAUCCUGGCGAGACGCCCGGGACAGACCGCUGGAGCUGACGACGAAGGAGCGGCCGCAUCAUCAUCAUCAUCAUCACUAUCAUCAGCAUUCGGACAAGUACUAUCACUCCACGUCGCAGCAGCAACCUCCUCAGGUACCGCCGGAGACCCGUCUGGAGAACGAUGGCAAGCGUUCCGACGCCUAUCUCGACACGCUGGAGAACAAGGUCGGCGCGAUAUUCGAGCAGAAGCCGAACUUCGGCGGCGACAUUCUCAAGCCCAUCGACGAGAACAAGACCGAGUUCCCGCGGCAGCACGGUAAGAACUUCUUCGACGAACGACCGCGGCACUUCGAGCAGGCCCAGCCGCCGGAGAACGGCUUUCCCGGGGGAGAAACGCCGCGGAAGAUCAAGCCGGAGGAUUCGCAGCAGCUGGACCGCAUCGGCGGUAGGAAUUACGAGGACCGCUCGAAAAACAUCGCGUCCGGUCAGGAGGUGGUGUCCCCUCUGCAACUGUCGGACCAGAAGAAGUUGGACUUCUCGCGAGCGGGCCCCUUCUUGCCCGGGAUGCCGGGUAGAGGAUGCGAGGGCGUGCUCCAGGGCGUGAAGGGCUUCGCUCUGCCCGGCGGCGUAUCCAGCCCGGCGGAAUUUCUACCAGGACCCCUGUGGUAUCCGCCGUACCCGAUGCCGCAGUCCUACCCCGGCAUCGAUCCCCUGCACUUCUUCAUAGACUUGCGCGUCUCCGGCCACAUUUGGGAUCGCAAGCACGCGAACGAGCGGCAGCUGUCCUUCAAGAGCAAGCACUGCUCGGCCUUCAGCGUGCCGCAGUCUAAGGAGUGCGGUAAUCGGCCAUUGAAUCUCACCCGCGACGAGGCCGUGACGUCAAAGAGUUCGGAGGCGGAAAACACGCGGGGCACCAACUAUAUCCUGAAGCAUCUCAUGAAGACGUACCAGGAGAUACAGCGGAUGAAGACCUCCAGGAUCGACGCGUCGAUGGAGAACGAGGAGAAUUCGAAGGAAACGCAGCAAGUUGGCGAAGACACGACGAAGGUAGAGGACAGCGGCAGUACGGCGACAAAUUCCGAGGAGGAGAGGAAGGACCUGCGGGCUCUGAUCGGUCUCGAAUUAGUGGUGGACUACGUGAAGGAGCCGAAGGACGACUCGUCGACCGAGCAAACGUCGCAAGUAACGGAAUAAACUUAUCAGUAACGAAGGCGAUUUGUGCGAAAGAGAUGCGCGCCGGACGGUCCUUCCACUUUAAUCACUAAAAAAUAGUCGUAGUGUUGUUAUUCGCAUUCAUUCUCGUGUAACACCUCCGAAACUGCACUCGCGAUAAUAUUCUUUCGCCGUAUAAUGUAAGUAUACCUCAGGCAAGGUAGGACUCGUCAGACCGUGCACAAGACUGACACUUGUUUCAUACGUGCGAGGCGUGUGAUACAUCUUCAUACGGCCGCGACGCGACGAUUCCUAAAGUAUUUCGCUUUAAGCGCUGUUUUUUUUUUCGCGGAUAUGUUUUCCUUUCUGUCAACGCCUUUCAUAGUCUUUAAAUCUCAUAGAGUGAAACGUCACUCUAAAAGAGUAAAAAUUGAGCUCGUGCAAUUUUCAAAUGAUUCUUUACUUUACGAAAUUUAGAGGAUAUCUUUAAUAGACACUUGUCAUUAUUUAUUGAAGACGUUUGUAAAACUUUAUCGCACUCUUACAUUUUCCAAAUAUAUUACGCCCGUCGCACGUCUAGAACAGAAUUGUCUUCCCUGAUUUGAUCCCGUAUAUUCCGAAUGAUCGAGAAAAAAGAAAGCUACGAAUCAACUUUGGGCGAGAAUCAAGAGAAUCGCAUAUUGAAGAUCUUGCCGGAGUGAAGUAGCUCCGAUGCGAAUUCGACAUGUGAUAUGCACUGUAAAUAUUAUUAUAGCAAUCCCGAUGUAUCUAUAUGUAUCGAUAGAAAGUACUCGUUGUUGUAAGUUGAACGUAAUAAAAGCAAUUGCGAUUUAA